CGACUGUGCUGGCGCUUGUUUGCUACGAACCAACUCAACUAUAGGAGCUAGCUUACUAAUGUUUACCGGUAAGUUUAUAACACGUUUCCCAUCGUUUAAAUGCUUUUGCUUAAUAGGUUACAAGCAGGUAAAACCCGCAAGAGUACGACAAAAGCUGACGUUUAAGUUAACGUUUUGUUUUACAGUCAGCAAACACAAACUUUUGACGGGUGGUUUUUUUAUUUAUCCGUUACAAGUCAGCUGGAGCUACCCACCCCCCAGAGAUUCAGCUUGCUACUAGCCAGAUAAACGCAUGCUUUCUUUACGAUCAGUUUAUGGUAACUUGGAUAUAUAUGACAAGCUUAAAUAAGAAACUAUCUAACUUUACAACAUGUCAGUUUGUUUGACAGUAUGACUUCCGGCCAAGGUGACGUUAUCUUUUCUCCGGAGUCAACCGUCACCUCCUUGUUGGCUAGUUCCGGACACCUGAGAGGCACCCAAAGCCUAAAUGACCCCGACCUGUCUCUCACCGGCAUCAGAUACCGGGAUCGGGACUAUGAAUCGGCUACUGAGGCCCUGGAAGCCUACAUCGCAGACUUUGACAGAAGCCUGCACACUUCUGAAACUUCUACCGGGAGACUGCAGCUCCAGAAAAUCCAGAUCAGUUCUGCUCUGCCCAGAACUGAGUUCAGGAAUAAAGAUGGUGAAGAUUUAGGUUUUUGUUUUCAAUAAUGAAAUGCUUAACUUUUAUCUGUCCAAGUUGUUUGAAGAUGGAUAUAAAAGUAUUAUGUUUUAUCUAGUGGUGCUUGGAACUUAAUUAAUGUACAAUAAUUAGCCACCUUGAUUGUGUACUGUAAUGGUGUAUCAUGUCCUUGGUUCCCAGUUCUUAGAGAAAGACUAACGGACAGGGAGCUGGACUUCCUGAAUCUUCCUGUGGGUUCUGGUCGCCGUGGAGACUCAGACUGCAUCAGCCUGACCACCGACGACCUGCUGGUGCUCCCCUGUGAUGGCUCCCUACCCGUGACCCGCACCUCUGCCUUCCUCACCCAGUCCUGGGGACUACCCUCUGGGGCAGAGCUCCCACUCUAACUCCUGGUCCUCUGGGAGGCCUAGGCCUAACAGCAGCUCUCAUAUUAAACGCUGCCUGCACUACUCUGCCCCUCACAACACUCCUCACAAGCUGUACCAGUCCAGAGUGGGAACUCGAGCAGGGAAAACGCAAAAGACAGAGCCCUUCACAGGCCUUAGAUCCUCAGGCCCCAGAGUGAAGGGGAGCCUGCCGCCCCAGCCCCAUCAUGGUCUCUACCACCAGACCCCAGGUCCAGAGGUGAACCAGAGGGACCUACCACCCCCAGACUCCCAUGGCCCUUUCUCCCCCCACCAUGACUACCCUCGCUGGCUGACCAGCCAAAAGUCUGAGAUGGAUUUCUCUGGGGUCACCAGCAUUCCUGACCUGAAGUACCCUGCCUGGCUCCAGGAGUGUGACAAUGUUCCCAAAGACUUUCCCACCACUACCGUAGACCUCUCAGAGUCUCAUAAGAAGACGCAGCAUUGGGGCCCGACCCAGACCUUGCCCCCCUCCCCUAGACCUCCCUCCUGGCUGGGUGAGCUGGAGGCUUCCUACGAGGAGCUAAAAGGAAACAAGGAGGACGGUAACGGCGGCCAUCUUGAGGGCGCCUCUGGUUCUGAUGAUGACAGGCAACAACUUCUCAGAGGAGAGGCUGAUCACAGGACACUGAGGGAGUUGAGACUACAGUUUGCAGAGCGGCUAGCUUUAGCUGCAGAGGGAGAACGGAGCGCUGGUUUCGACGAGCUCUUCAGCGGUAUAAUACACUUUCUGCAUGUCUAAACAACACCACUUGUCCAGACUUAGUCCUCAGUUUACAGUGCAGUACACUGCUACUUUCGUGUGUUGUAAAACUUGCAUUAAGAGCUGUCCACCGUGUUUCUCCACAGAUGAUAAGAUAGAGAGUUUGAUCUUGAAGGCAGAGGCCCUUAACUCUCCUUCGCUAGGCCUAAACACUAACCGCCAGCUGCAGAACUCUCCUUCACUAGGCCCGACCAGCCAGCUGCAGAAGGACAUGGGACAGAGCCCUGGGGGCUCAGAGGAUGUCCUAGAAGCUGAUCGCUCUUGGGACAACCCUGCCAUCACAUUGUGAGUGCUAGUCCAUGAUCCUCCUAGUGUCAAAGUGGUGACAUGUACUGUGGUGUAUUGAGAAAUGUAUUAUGUGUUAAUGAGAAUGUUUAGAUUUAAAAUGGUUGCAAAUAGCCAAUGGGAUUUGUAUGCAGGAGUUGAGUUAUUUGAAUUAACAAAUGACAACGGGGUUUCCGUUCUUGCAUUGAAGUGAUUUGGAUUACGAGAUGCAAGGGCGGUGAAAAAGUUAAAUGACGUAAAGGAGAGUUGGGCUGAAGACACUGUAGUAGUUGAUUGGAAUGUGUUAAGGUGAACAUGAAAUAAAUCAGUUCUGGUUAUUAUAAGUACGCUUCGGAGUCAUCAGUGAAAGAACCCAGCGUCUCAGGAUGCAACAUGUACGAAUACUCUCAAAAUACAAACGAGCAUGAUACAUUACCAAUAUUAAGUAGGAUAUGUUUUGCAGAAUCUACUUAGUAAACUCAACUAUUAUUGAGCUAUAAUUUCACAGAAGGCUUUGCUAAACGUUUUGCUUCUCUCCCUGCAGUAAAUCACCAGUGCCAGUAGGGGGAGCAGAAGACACACUCAUCACCACAGAGCCUCUGAGAGACAGGAAAGAUGAGGUCUGUACAAAAUGUUUCUUGAUAAGAUGAUUCCUUUAGUCCAUGUAAAGUUUUAACUAAGAAUUCUGAUUGAGAGUUGGGUUUAUUGUAGCCCAGAGCCAUGUACUUGAAUCCUAACUCAACCCCCCCCCCCCAUCUUCCAUGUUGUGGCGUGCCUGUGCAGGCUGCCUCAGGCUCAUGUUCGUCGGGCUACAGCAGCAGGAAACACCCUGGUCCGGUGGAGGCCCUCAAACAGAUGCUGUUUAGCCUGCAGGCCGUGGAGCAACAGGUCAGUCUGGAGAAUGACUCAACACAAAAGGAAGUCACCUUGGCGAAUCCUUCAACACCGUACCAAACGCCAACGUUGGAGAACGGCACAAAACCACUGAUGAUAAAGGUACUGAAAAUGAGAUGGUUGAUGUGUAGACUUCAAAUUAUCUGGUUUCUAGUUAUGAAUCUAUUUUGCCUGACACAUAACUAGAUGACAUAACUGAUGUGAACCUGAGCAGUGAUACCGUUGUCUGAAUUACAGAUGUCAGAUGACUAUGACACUGCGCUCGGUGGACAAUCAUUACAGAGGUACAGUACUUAUACAAAUAGAUACAUUUAGUCUACUGUCUUAUUUCAGAUAUGUCCUUUUUUCUAAAGACCCUGAUACUCUGUCACAUAAAAUGGUUAAAUAACUAUCUUCUUUUGUUUUAGGGCCCUGCAUCACCUUGGGAGAUUGAAGAGGCUUGUUGAAGACUCACCUGGUGGAAAGGCCAAAUCUCAGAAAGGGACCGAGUUGUAGAAGAACAGCCAUAUCUUUAUUGGAUAGGGUUGGUUAUGUGAAAAUGGUCUGAAAAAGCAUAAUGUCUAGGUCUUGACUUGGACAUUGAACAUGAGGGUCAAACAAGUAAAUCUCAUUGACAGGGGAAUUUCAGUGCCUCGAGUAUUAAAGAACAAAACUAGUCCACAGUAACUACACUAAUAGCCGGUUUGUAUUGUUUGUUUAUAAGUUUCUAUUUUAUGAUAUCUCAAGUGCACAUAACAUCUAGUAAAUUCAAUAUUCAGUAAAGCCUUGUGCCUUUAUAAACAGGAAGAUCUCACAGAACCUGGUUUUAAUAAAUUGUACGUCAC
This is a messenger RNA of Coregonus sp. 'balchen', 3831 nucleotides long. The record is from the annotation of a GenBank genome assembly. Lineage: Eukaryota; Metazoa; Chordata; Actinopteri; Salmoniformes; Salmonidae.